GAAGCGCAGUAGACAGUGUAUGUAGGCAUGCAAGUGAGAAUCAGAGGAAGGAGUGACAGGCAAGAGGGAAAGAGACACCAGAUGCUUUUAGUCACUUUACCACAGAUACACAACAUACAUACAAACACACACACACACACAUACAUACAGACUGUGAAGGAGCUGCAUCCACUCUUUACUAAAAACGUGAAUUGAAACACGUGUAUGUGUGUAUCUGUGCUUGAAGCAACUGAGGGGACCUCUGAGGAUACACGGAUGAGAAAAAGGUGUGGGGGAGCCAAGGAAGAGGAGCCCGAGUGUGUUUCGCCCCCGGGGGAACUCACACACACACGUUCCUGCGCCACAGACGGCACACACUCCAGCGGGCGCUCAGCACUGUUUCCCUGACAACUAGAAUGGGCUGCAAUUUGUGCACCUUGCAGAAACGGGAGGAACACUACAAACUGCUGUAUGAGAUAGCACAGGUUAAUGGACGUGACUUCUCCAAGGUGGACCAUGAGGAGGCAGUGGUGGAAGCCAUCAGGAGAGACCCUAUCGUUGUCCAAGUGCUCCGUCGAACCCCUACUAGAGCUACAGCUGCAGUUGCACAUAACCACAGCGGUUCUUCACAGGAAGUGUGUGUGGUGGAUGUAUGCACUCAAACAGACAUCACCUUUGAACACAUCAUGGCACUGGCCAAACUUCGGCCCACUACACCACCUGUUCCAGACAUUUGUCCUUUCCUUUUGUCCGACAGUUGUCAUUCAAUCCACACCAUGGAGCAUGAGUUUUAUGAAUGUCCAGAGUACCUAUCCAAUACUCCAGCAGAAGUGGAGAGAACUGACGAGUAUGAAUACGAGGAAGUGGAGUUGUGUAGGCAGAACAGCCAAGAGAAACUGGGUCUGACUCUGUGCUACAGGACUGAUGAUGAGGAGGAUACAGCCAUCUAUGUCAGCCAGGUAGAGCCAAACAGCAUAGCAGCAAGAGAUGGAAGAAUCAAGGAAGGAGAUCGAAUAUUACAGAUAAAUGGAUGUGAGGUGCAAGACCGGGAGAAGGCCGUCGCUUUAUUGUCAAGCGAAGAAGCGAGGAGCAUCAUACUCAUUGUGACGAGGCCAGAAAUGCAGUUGGAAGAAGAGGUAUGGCUGGAUGAUGACCAACAGGAGCUUGUGGAGGAGCUGAAGAUGGAAAUCCUGGAGGAGAGGAGGAAGCAGAGAGCACAUAACUUUGACAGGGGAGAUGAGUAUCAAGCUGAAGAAGAAAUGACAACAGACACAGCCACCUGCUCCUCCACCAAUCAGGACAAAGACAGUGGGUUUGGACCCAGUACUGACAGUCCAGAUCACCAGCCUCUGCUGGCCAGACUCCACCGGAGAAGCCCAGCUCACUGCUUGAGAGAGAGAUGGCGUGCAGAGCAUCCACACACACAAAGGGGAGCUGUAUUACAACAGGACACACAGAGUCCAAGGACAGGAUCCAAAGGACACGACGGAGUAGUGGGUAGUCGCAAUGGCAGUGGUGGGAUUCUGGGUUUAGAGAACCGCUUCCAGCAACUGCUGGAGCUUAAGUGUCAAAUCCGCAAUGGAGUCGAAUGUGGGGUUUAUUCUAUUCGACACAGUAUAGAGUGUAGUCUUACUGAACAGGGUGGAGGGGAUGGAGAUAGUGAAGACGCUGUUGAAGAAGGGGGAGGGGUGGAACAUGAGUUAAAGCUGCUAAAUGAGGAACUUCGCAGUAUUGAGCUGGAGUGUCAGAGCAUCAUGCAAGCCCACCAGCUCCGCCAAACCCAUCAGCUGGAGCCCUCACAGCCUGCAACCUGUUCACCAGUACGGAGCCCCAAAGAUGGACACAAGCGCCACGGCAGGCUGGCUGACAUCCACGAACACCCAGAGAGGUCAGACAGUGACAGAAAAAAGGACAGCUCCAGUGCCUACAACACAGCAGAGAGUGCACGAUCAACGCCUUUAGGCAUGGAGAGAUCUCCUGACCAUUCUCUGCAGAGACACAUCAGCAUCACCAACCAGAAAAACCUCAGACUGGGCUCCUCCAGUCCCAUCCCUAUUCCCAAGGCCCAGGGGACCCCCAACCGCAGCAGACCAGCAGACCCAGGCCCUGUUAUCUCCAGCAGCCCAGACCAGAGUAACCCAUCCAGGUCAGAGUCAGACCCUGCUCUGCCUGCAGAUGAUGAGAGAUGGGAGAAGAAAGGGAGGAGCAGGGAUUCAAGAAGAGGGUUUCCCUAUGCUUCUUCAUAUCAGACGUCUCCAUAUCAUGGUCAGGGUGGAUCCAGGCAACUUCAGAGCUACAUGCAGCUGCUACAGCAACAUUCAUCCCUGGAGUAUUCCCAGAGUCAGUUAAGUCUGCUCAGUGUCUGUCGAGAUCCUGUUCACCGGAGUGGACGCCCAGGGGAGCCUCGUCUGGAGUGGAAGGUCAAAGUUCGUGCUGAUGGCACGCGCUAUGUAGCUCGCAGACCUGCUCGUGACCGAAUCCUGAGGGAGAGGGCGUUGAGGAUCCGAGAGGAGAGAAGUGGAGGAAUGACUACAGAUGACGAUGCUAUGAGUGAGAUGAAGAUGGGCCGCUACUGGAGCAAAGAGGAGAGGAAGCAGCACUUGGCUCGAGCCAGAGAGCAAAGAAAAAGGAGGGAGUUCAUGCAGAAGAGCCGUCUGGAGUGUCUGAAAGAGGGACCAAGCAGCGGAGCUGAGGGCAGGAAGGAGAUUAAUAUCCUGGAGCUCAGUCACAAGAAAAUGAUGAAAAAACGAAACAAAAAGAUCCUAGACAACUGGAUGACUAUCCAGGAGCUGAUGAGCCACGGGGCCAGAGUCCCAGAGGGCUCCAAAGUACAUAAUGCCUUCCUGUCUGUAACAACUGUCUAGCAGACUCAUUCAACUGUAUUUUAUGCAGGUAGCCUGUCUUUCAAAACUACUGCUUUAGGGAAGAAAGGAAGUUGUGGUGUGAUAUUAAAUUACAAUGUCACUACAGAGAAGGUGUGAAGGAAUCCUGAAGCAAAUGUAACUUGAAGAAUGAAAAUCAAUGUUAAGUUAGUCUCAAACUCUCAAACAUUACAACACCUCAGCCUUUUACAAAAUGGAAAAAACAUUACUUUUAACUGUUUUUACACUGGCUUUUGUUAAUGCACUGGCUUCUGACAGCAAAUGAAUUUGGUAGCAUGUAGGUUCAGAUGAAUUUAAUUCAAGAACCAACAAACUUAGUUUUCUGUAUACUAUGUGUUGUGUAGAUCCACUCCAUUUUUGUUUUGUUUCAUUGCAUAUGAAGCAACUUCACUUGCCUCGUUCAAGGUGGCAUUUUUUUUAUAAUAGGGAAAAAACAAUAUUUUUCACACUUUGUACACAUGAUAACUUUUUGUAAGGACUUUUUUUACUCUGAAUGUCAAUGUACUGUAAACAUCUUAUUGUAACUCCUUAUUUAUUUGGAUCACCAGUUGAGACUUUGUUGUAUACCAGAUUGAAAAACUCUCCCCUCAUCUUAAGUCAGAGUUGUCUGAAAUGCUCACUUCGAAACACUGACAAUAUUAUUGUGUCCUCUCUCUAUUCAUGAGCUGAACUUCUUGAACAGUUGCACCUCAACCUAAAGUCAAAACUCUGAUCUUUCAAGUAGUUGAAUGUUUAUUACAAACUUAAUAUUAACUCAAGGAACAUUGGAAUCAAUCCUAAACCCUAAAGAUAAAGGAUAAACCUGUGAAUUAUGUCAAAAUGUUAAAUAAAUCUAUGUUUAUAUUGUCUACUUUUAUUUCUAUUUAUUGUAAAUUAAUUUUCAUGGUCUGUCUGAUUGACCUUAUGUGGCUGCCCUUCAAAGCCAAUACAUUUCAAUGCAUUGUCGAAAUAUGUAUCAUAUUUGCUGCUUUUCACUGUAAAGUCCCUUGAAGAGGCCUUCAGUUCAGUAUUUGUCAGUGGUGAAAUUUGUUAUAAA
Messenger RNA from Sphaeramia orbicularis (orbiculate cardinalfish), 3897 nucleotides. RefSeq names its product PDZ domain containing ring finger 4 (gene pdzrn4). NCBI's taxonomy places the organism in Eukaryota, Metazoa, Chordata, Actinopteri, Kurtiformes, Apogonidae. The coding region runs from base 396 to 2843 and encodes 815 amino acids. Gene Ontology annotation, molecular function: protein binding. The record is from RefSeq and is a predicted model, not a curated record. The transcript is spliced from 9 exons.